Messenger RNA from Symbiodinium natans, 1155 nucleotides. Lineage: Eukaryota; Dinophyceae; Suessiales; Symbiodiniaceae. The record is from the annotation of a GenBank genome assembly.
AUGGCACGGCCGGGCAUUCAGAACGCGCUAGCACCGGUGACGCCGCUAUCAAGUAAGGUGGAUGAGGGAGUGACCACUUCAGCUCUGAGAAAGUCGAUCCAGAGCCUGCUCCUAGAGCUGUCCAGCGUUGCGCGGCUGCGGGACAAGGCUUUCGUUGACAUCCUGUGCUGCCAUGGGCCAUCCUUUGCCGCCUUUGCCCUAACUCCGAGCUGCGCAACUGCAGACAGUUCGGAUGGUGCUCUUGCGACAAGUGGUGAGCAUGUUGCGUCGUCCCUUGCUCUGUCGACUGGCUUGCAAUCGCUCCUUUCAUCGCCCCUUUCAGGUCUGAAAAUUGUUAAGGCUGUUUCGGUUUGCAAGGAGCCCAAGACGUCCAGCAGGAUGAUCUGGCCUCCUAGGGGCUCGCCACUGGGGAAGCAGGCGCGUCGGUCAGGACUUAGCCCACACAUGUGGCUCAAAGGCCCUCUUGACAGAGUGGUGCUGCAAACUCAUGCCAGCCCUGGCGAGUUCUUUGCGUGGAUCUAUGACAAAUUCUCCGUGCGCACAGAGUUGGCGGCUCUCGUGUCUGAAUGCGUUCUCCAUGUCGCGCCCCUGCCGUCUCGCGUUUGCCCAGGCACAGUGGUUCGCAAAGCAACAGCUGGAGAGCUUUGCAGAACACCGAAUGGGUGCAGCCAGAUCCCAGCACCUCUCAUGCCUCUCGGACGGAGAGUUGCGAUUUCCUUGAUUCAGCUAGGUCAGCACAUGCCCAGCCAUCGGCCUAGACUUCUAGACAUCGCCUCCUGUCGUGUAAAAUGCGUGAGUGAAACGUUGUCCCACCGAAGCCGCACUCGUAUAGUCCGCAGCACAUACGCAAAGCCUUCAGCAGCUUUCGAGGUGUGGGAAGGAUUGCAGGAGGACGCCACCUGGACAUUCGCGCAUCUACGCUGGGGUGUUGAUGAGUGCACGGAGCUGCAUCUGCGCAUCAAGCGCACCAAACGCCCAAAGUACGGCAGAGCUGUGAUUGUUGGCGAUUUUUCUCCCUGGCCGCAGCACCUCGCAACGCACAGCCGGGACAAGCCUUCCAAGGCUUCGGCCACAGGCACUCAUGCAUCUGUCAAAGGUUCUGUUGGACGAACGCAAGCUGCCACAGUAGCCUCCAAACAGCGACUGUGCUCCUGA